This is a messenger RNA of Peniophora sp. CBMAI 1063, 1413 nucleotides long. Lineage: Eukaryota; Fungi; Basidiomycota; Agaricomycetes; Russulales; Peniophoraceae. The record is from the annotation of a GenBank genome assembly.
AUGCCUAUGGAGAAGGACGCUGACGGUUUCUACACCCCUGCAGCACCAGACGCUUCGAAGGACGCGAAGGAUGAGCCGAAGCCAGAUGAGACCAAGGGGAAAGAUCCCGAGCCGUCUGUGACGGAUCUUAUCAAGUCUGAUUACGAUGUCUUGGUCACGCUCGCGGACCAGCAACAAGACCCCAACUCCCCGCUCUUCUCGGUGAAGACAUUUGAGGAGCUUGGUCUACACGAGGAUCUGCUCAAGGGUAUCUACGACAUGAAGUUCACGAAACCAUCCAAGAUCCAGGAACGUGCGUUGCCAUUAUUGUUGAAGGACCCGCCUCAGAACUUCAUCGGCCAAUCCCAGUCUGGGACAGGCAAGACUGCCGCCUUCGUCCUGACCAUGCUCUCCCGCGUCGACUUCUCACUCCAAAAGCCCCAAGCACUAUGCCUUGCACCCUCUCGCGAACUUGCGCGUCAAAUCAUGACGGUCGUGACGGCCAUGGGCAAGUUCACGCCCGUGCAGACCGAGUUUGCGAUCAAGGAGUUUUUGCCCAAGGACGCCACGAAUGUCACUGCACAGAUCAUCGUGGGCACUCCUGGAACGAUGAACGAUCUUGUGAGGAGAAGGGUCAUCGACACGAAGCACGUGAAGGUGUUUGUUUUGGACGAGGCGGACCAGAUGUUGGAUCAGGGUGGACUCGGUGACCAGACUACGCGUCUGAAGAACGGACUGAAGGGCAACAAGGACGUUCAAUACGUUCUCUUCUCUGCGACAUUCCCCGAACACGUCCAUCGCUUUGCCCAAAACUUCGCCCCGAACGCCAACUUGAUUCAGCUCAAACGUAAUGAGGUUUCUGUCGACUCGAUUCGCCAACUCUACAUGGACUGCAAAACCGAAGACAAGAAGUACGACGUUUUGGUAUCGCUCUACAAGUGCCUCACCAUCGGCCAAUCCAUCAUCUUCUGCAUGUCCCGCAACACGGCCGACGAGAUCGCGAGGAGGAUGAUCGCGGACGGGCAUCAUGUCGCGUCGUUGCACGGCGCCAAAGACGCGCAUGAGCGUGACAACAUCAUCGACCGGUUCAGGGCGGGACAGGACAAGGUCCUCAUUACGACAAACGUUAUUGCCCGCGGAAUCGAUAUUCCGCAGGUCAACAUGGUUGUCAACUAUGAUCUGCCGCUUAUGUUGGACCGGAGCGAUGCGAGGCACAAGAGCGACGCGAAGGUGGACGUUGAGACGUAUAUCCAUCGUAUCGGUCGUACGGGCCGCUUCGGACGCAAGGGUAUUGCCGUCAACUUCGUGCACAACGAUAAGACGUGGCGACAGGUGCAGGAGAUCGAGGCUGAGACGCAUAGGCCAAUUCCUUGUAUCAAGUCUGACGACGUCGACGAGAUGGAGGAGUCCUUGAAGAAGUUGUUGAAGAAUUAA